This is a messenger RNA of Gadus macrocephalus (Pacific cod), 1037 nucleotides long. It is a transcript of the gene prdx6, whose product is annotated as peroxiredoxin 6. Bases 155 to 820 code for a protein of 221 amino acids. NCBI's taxonomy places the organism in Eukaryota, Metazoa, Chordata, Actinopteri, Gadiformes, Gadidae. Gene Ontology annotation, cellular component: mitochondrion; cytosol. Gene Ontology annotation, molecular function: peroxiredoxin activity. Gene Ontology annotation, biological process: cellular oxidant detoxification; cell redox homeostasis. The transcript is spliced from 5 exons. The record is from RefSeq and is a predicted model, not a curated record.
CGAAUUACGUAGCAGGGAAAAUCACGCCUUCUUCCGGGUUCACACAACCACUCAUACUUUGUGGCCGUUCAUAUGGUGCGGUUGAACUUCACGAGCGAACCAAUACUACUCUCGCCAUUCAUUGUCCAAUUUUGCCUACCGGUGAGACAGGACCAUGCCCGGGGUUUUGCUUGGAGAUGUGUUCCCUAACUUCGAAGCCGAAACCACCAUCGGUAGGAUUAAGUUCCACGACUUCCUAGGAGACUCGUGGGGGAUCCUGUUCUCCCACCCAAGGGACUUCACUCCCGUGUGUACCACUGAGCUUGCAUGUGCGGCCGGCAUCACCGGUGAGUUCAAGAAACGGGGAGUCAAGAUGAUUGCGCUGUCCAUCGACAGUGUGGAGGACCACACCAACUGGAGCAAGGAUGUGAUGGCCUUCAACGGUGAAACUGGCACCCCAUUGCCUUUCCCCAUCAUCGCCGAUGACAAGAGAUCGCUCUCAGUCCAGCUGGGCAUGUUGGACCCGGAUGAGAUCGACAAGGAUGGGAUGCCUCUCACUGCCCGCUGUGUGUUUGUGAUCGGACCGGACAAGAAGCUCAAGUUGUCCAUUCUCUACCCGGCAACAACUGGAAGGAACUUUGAUGAGCUGCUGAGGGUCAUAGACUCCCUGCAGCUCACCGCUCAGAAGAAGGUGGCCACCCCUGUCAACUGGAAGCCUGGUGAUAAAGUAAUGGUCAUCCCCUCUCUUUCCGAGGCAGAGGCCACCGCCCUUUUUCCUAAUGGGGUGACAUGCAAGGAACUGCCUUCUGGGAAGAAAUACCUGCGCUUCACCCAGCCCUGAUCAGCCAAUUAGACUACCCAAACACCAAUUACACUAAUCCAACUCACCAUGGAGUUCACUACUCUCAUCAUGUUACAGAUAUCCCAAGAUUUGUAUGCGAGCACUUAGAAUAAACCGCCAAAUCAACUGAACUCUAGAGUUUUCAAACAUGUAACGUUAUACUCUACAUGCAUGUUAUUGAAUGACAACAAUAAAGACUUAUUUCUUUCAGAGCACA